CCAAACACUCCACACUGUCCUGCAGCACACAUGCUCACAAACACACACCCACACACACACACACACACACACCAGAUCUCAAUCUCCUCUCUUGCACUAAACAUGCUUUGUUGGGAAUUGUGUUUAGCCGUACUGAUCACCGGCUUCCCAGUGUGGGCUCUGCCUUCAACAAACAUCAAGAUCACACAAGCACUGCCCAUGCAACUGUCAGACUCAAACCAGCCUGUGACAUGUCCACUCUUCUGGACUGAAUUUGAGGGCUACUGUUACCGAUUCUUCCCCUUGAACCGCACAUGGGCUGAGGCAGAUCUGUACUGUGCCGAGUUCUCAAACGGACACAAAUCUGCCAAACUCACCUCCAUCCACAGCUGGGAGGAAAAUGUGUUUGUCUAUGAUCUUGUGAACAGCCGUGUACCAGGAAUUCCAACAGAUAUUUGGAUUGGCCUUCAUGAUAGAAGACAAGAGGGCACUAUGGAGUGGACAGACGGGUCACCCUAUGAAUACAGUUACUGGGACGGAAAUCAACCAGAUGAUGGCAUCCAUCGCAUCCCUCAGGAAGAGGAUUGUGUGGAAAUCUGGUACCGACAAAACAGUGCACUAAGGUCUUGGAAUGACAACAAUUGUGAUAAGGCCUUUCCAUUCGUCUGUAAGAUUCCUACACUGGAAAACUAACCUCAGACCUAUGAUAGAUUAUCUAGUUCUUUAUCGUCAACACUGACACCCCAACACCACUCAAUCACUGCGUAGCAACAAGAUGUCUGCUCAUCUCCAUUUCUGCAGUGAUGAAGAUCUCUCUUCAGGCACUUCAUUUACAUUUCUCUCCCCUUCACUCCUUCACAAUUCCCUGUCCUCAUCGUCCUCCCGUCACUGUUGUGUAUGUGUGUAUAUAUAUAUGCCAUAGAAGAACCAUUUUUGCUUUCCUAAAUAACCUCUUAGUAACCAGUUCUAAAAAGCAACAGUUGUUUCUGUGGCUAACAUUUUAAUAAUCUAAAUAGAAUCUUUCGUGGAAUGGGAAGAUUACAUAAAUGUGAAAUGUUCGUCAUGGAACCACAUAAUCUAAUAAAGAGCUUAUUUUUUAGUGUAGAUAGUGACCUGCAGCAUAUAGCUAAACUGAACUAGAAUGAAAGCUCAGGUCCCCACCCAGUCAUCUGGCAAUUAUUUCCUUCUUUUCAGAUAGGGUAUGUUUGCCGGAGCCCUCCAGGAUUUUAUAAAAAGUCCGAAAAUGUCUCUUGUUUUUGAUAUUUGAAGUGCAUUUGUAAUUUCUUGCAGACAGGAAUGCGUGUGUUCAUAUAAUGACUCCUGAGUCUUGAUCUGGAACCCCAAACACUGCCAGUGUCCAUCUGUGCACAUUUAUUUGUCACUGACCCAGGAGGUGAGAUUCUAAAAGAGAAGGCAUUUAAGCCUCUGUUGACUGCAGAGCUUCUAAAGACAGAAAGAGCUUAACCUCAUCUAGGCAGAUGACCUUUUCUCUCUAUGUGUCGUGCUAAUUAUUAGUGACCCCCUACAAAAACCUCUAUUCUCAUCCACACAACUGCUAGCAAGGGUCCCAAACCCCCUUUUUCAAUACAUUACUUUCAAUACAUACUCUUUUUUCAUACAUUAGCUAAUCUGUAAUUUUAAGUAUGUUGGAUUGGAAGAACAGGAAGGAAUUUAAUAUGGUACACUACAAAAGUAAUUGAAACACACUGUCACAAAAUAGAUAAGUUUAAUAAUAAUGCAAAAUAAGAUAAUUGUCACUAAUUAUGCUUGUUUAUUUGGAAUAUACCUCAAUAUUUAGAAAACGAAUUAGGCUGUUCACAAGAUUCCAUUGUUUUUAUGCAAACGUGUUAAAUAGAUAUCUUUUGACUAUUGCGCUUGUUUCUUUUUUGCAUUGUCUCAUGCAUGGUAAACUGCUUUAAAAUGCGGCGAUGAAAUGAAUAGUUCAACUUUUAAAAAAUGGGAAAUUAAGUUCAUGGACCAUAAAAGUAAAUUCAUCAAAUAAAAGUUUUAUACGAUUUAAAAGUUUUCAUUUCAAACCUCUGCUUUAAUUGCCUUUCUGGAUGGAAAUUUCUGGAUGAAAUAUGUCAAGAGGAGGUAAACAAGCUAGUUUUGAUGAUUAUCUGGCUGACCCGCGUGCACAGUGGGGUUAAGAUGUUCCCCUGUUGCCGAAGAGAGUAAUUAAUUGACCCUCUUGUAAACCUCAGAGUAAUUAUCUCCCUCUUAAAGCCUGCAGAGGGAACAUUUUUACACAAACAAUCCUAAAUCUUUUUUUUUUUUGGUGAUUUAAUUAGUGCCAGGGUCAUCACUGCAAUUGCCACACGGUUAAAACAAGUAUUUCGAAUGAUUGAUAGAGGGAUAGCUCACUU
Puntigrus tetrazona (Sumatra barb) is the source of this 2345-nucleotide messenger RNA. RefSeq names its product C-type lectin domain containing 19A (gene clec19a). The record is from RefSeq and is a predicted model, not a curated record. Bases 31 to 672 code for a protein of 213 amino acids. Lineage: Eukaryota; Metazoa; Chordata; Actinopteri; Cypriniformes; Cyprinidae. Gene Ontology annotation, molecular function: signaling receptor activity. The transcript is spliced from 5 exons.